AUGCCUACGACACCCGAAGAAGGACUGAAGGCAGACCCUCCCUGCCAUCCUCAAGCCUGUGCAAUUCAAGCAUGCAUACAGAAGAACAACUACGAUGAGGCCAAGUGCCAGCGACAGAUCGAUGCCCUGUAUGAGUGCUGCAACCAAUUCUACCAGAAGGAGGGCGACGACGCGAGCACCGUGUCCUGCCCCAAAGCCAGCCUGCUCAGGCUGAAGAUGAAGCAGCGAUUGCAAGGUGGCAAGUAG
Molecule: messenger RNA, 246 nt
Organism: Sphaerulina musiva SO2202
Lineage: Eukaryota; Fungi; Ascomycota; Dothideomycetes; Mycosphaerellales; Mycosphaerellaceae
Product: DUF1903-domain-containing protein
Exons: 4
Coding region: 1-246 (81 amino acids)
Cellular component (GO): mitochondrial intermembrane space
Source: RefSeq, a predicted model, not a curated record